GUGGCCUAGCGGCGUGACUUCUCGGGAGGCACUGGCAACCCCAGACUCUGAGAACUGGACCGAAAAGCUGGUGAGCCAUGGCGUCGGCGGUGGCGGCAGCGGCAGCAGUGCGGACCCGGAUCCUGCAGGUUUCUUCUAAAGUAAGCUCCACAUGGUACCCAGCAUCCUCCUUCUCUUCGUCAUCAGUGCCAACUGUAAAACUCUUCAUUGAUGGGAAAUUUGUUGAAUCCAAAAGUGACAAAUGGAUUGACAUCCACAACCCAGCUACCAAUGAGGUCAUUGGUCGGGUCCCUCAAUCCACCAGAGCUGAAAUGGAUGCAGCCAUUGCGGCCUGCAAACGUGCUUUCCCUGCAUGGGCAGACACGUCCAUUUUAAGCCGUCAGCAGGUCCUGCUUCGCUAUCAACAACUCAUUAAAGAAAACCUGAAAGAAAUUGCCAAGUUAAUCACAUUGGAACAAGGGAAGACUCUAGCUGAUGCUGAAGGAGAUGUAUUCCGAGGCCUUCAGGUGGUUGAGCAUGCCUGUAGUGUGACAUCCCUCAUGCUGGGAGAGACCAUGCCAUCUAUCACCAAAGACAUGGACCUUUAUUCCUACCGUCUGCCUCUGGGGGUGUGUGCAGGCAUUGCACCAUUUAAUUUUCCUGCCAUGAUCCCCCUUUGGAUGUUUCCUAUGGCUAUGGUUUGUGGAAAUACUUUCCUUAUGAAACCAUCAGAGCGAGUGCCUGGAGCAACUAUGCUUCUUGCUAAGUUGCUUCAGGAUUCUGGUGCCCCCGAUGGAGCAUUGAACAUCAUCCAUGGACAGCAUGAAGCUGUAAAUUUUAUUUGCGACCAUCCAGACAUCAAAGCAAUCAGCUUUGUGGGCUCCAACCAGGCAGGAGAGUACAUCUUUGAAAGAGGGUCAAGAAAUGGCAAGAGGGUUCAAGCCAACAUGGGUGCCAAAAACCAUGGGGUAGUCAUGCCAGAUGCCAAUAAGGAAAACACCCUCAACCAGCUGGUUGGGGCCGCAUUUGGAGCUGCUGGCCAACGCUGCAUGGCUCUUUCAACAGCCAUCCUUGUAGGAGAAGCUAAGAAGUGGCUGCCAGAGCUGGUGGAGCGUGCCAAAAAUCUGCGAGUCAAUGCAGGAGACCAGCCCGGAGCUGAUCUUGGCCCUCUCAUCACCCCCCAGGCCAAAGAGCGAGUCUGCAGUCUGAUCGACAGUGGAACAAAAGAGGGGGCUUCCAUCCUUCUGGAUGGACGAAAAAUUAAAGUUAAAGGCUAUGAAAAUGGUAACUUUGUUGGACCAACCAUCAUCUCCAAUGUCAAGCCAAGUAUGACCUGUUACAAAGAGGAGAUUUUUGGCCCAGUUCUUGUGGUUCUGGAGACAGACACACUGGAUGAAGCCAUCAAGAUUGUAAAUGACAACCCAUAUGGAAAUGGAACUGCCAUCUUCACCACCAAUGGAGCCACUGCACGAAAAUAUUCUCACAUGGUGGAUGUUGGACAGGUGGGAGUGAAUGUCCCCAUUCCAGUGCCUUUGCCAAUGUUUUCCUUCACUGGCUCUCGAUCUUCCUUCAGGGGAGACACCAAUUUCUAUGGCAAACAGGGCAUCCAGUUUUACACUCAGCUAAAGACUAUCACAUCUCAGUGGAAAGAAGAGGAUGCUACUCUUUCCUCACCUUCUGUAGUCAUGCCUACCAUGGGGCGUUAGAAGCAAGUUCUUCAAGACUCAAUACAAUCUGAGUCAUUUCCCGUCAUUCUUGGCCACCUUCACUUGCCAUCUUUGCUCAAAUCAGAUCCAUGAUAAUGAAAUAUGUUGCAACUAACUCUUUCUCAGAACUGCCAGUCUCUUCAAAGUAAUAAGGAGACUGCAGGGAAACACUAAUGCUGGGUCUGCACUUGCUCUUUGUACUUCUGUUCUGGAGGUAACUUGUAAUUGUGAAAUGCUUACCUGGAGUGAGGGCUGAGAACUGUCUUCUCACAGUUCUUCUGAUGACUUGGGGAGGAAUGCCAGUGUAGGGACAGAGCUCCCAAUAAUUGGAAGAACUCUUGGAUAGGGAAAUAGGAAGUAACAGUUCACCCUCAGGUUGAGCCUCAAACACAGUCCUCCAUCGAUUCUCACACUUUGCUUUUUCUUAUCCCAACAUUGUGACAACUGCUGCUUCUCUGAUCAAUGCCACUUUCUUCAUGUUUAGAUUCAUGACCACUACUUAAUACUAUUAUUGUCCAUAUUCUUUUCUUAAAAUACUUCUUAAAGAUACCUCAGGACGCAAAUUAUAUGUUAGCUUUUUGUUAUGUGUGCCAUGUUUCAUGGUUCGCUUCAGCAAUCAUUAAUCAAUACUCUAGCCACUAAUACAGAUGCAAAUAAAUCCUUAGAAAAAUUA
This is a messenger RNA of Myodes glareolus (Bank vole), 2358 nucleotides long. RefSeq names its product aldehyde dehydrogenase 6 family member A1 (gene Aldh6a1). Gene Ontology annotation, cellular component: mitochondrion. The record is from RefSeq and is a predicted model, not a curated record. Gene Ontology annotation, molecular function: methylmalonate-semialdehyde dehydrogenase (acylating, NAD+) activity. NCBI's taxonomy places the organism in Eukaryota, Metazoa, Chordata, Mammalia, Rodentia, Cricetidae. Gene Ontology annotation, biological process: thymine catabolic process; L-valine catabolic process.